Molecule: messenger RNA, 419 nt
Organism: Phyllopteryx taeniolatus (common seadragon)
Lineage: Eukaryota; Metazoa; Chordata; Actinopteri; Syngnathiformes; Syngnathidae
Gene: cmc4
Product: C-x(9)-C motif containing 4 homolog (S. cerevisiae)
Exons: 2
Coding region: 101-295 (64 amino acids)
Cellular component (GO): mitochondrial intermembrane space
Source: RefSeq, a predicted model, not a curated record
AGAAAUUCUAUUGGGUUGCUGUGCGUCACGUGAUCACAACAUUACAAAUAAAUGCGGAAGCUGAAAACAUCGCUUGACAUUAAGCGGUCUCCUCUCAGCAAUGCCAGCAAAAGACCCUUGUCAAAAACAGGCUUGUGCUAUCCAAACGUGUUUACAAGCUCACAAGUACGUGGCGAGCAUGUGCGCGGAUGUGAUCGAUGACAUGAGGCGGUGCUGCCGGACGCAUGGCGCAAACUCCAUCUGCUGUUCCGGUUUUAAGGACCCCAAACACACGGAGAGGAAACCCAGCACGUAGCCUCCAACGCGGCUUUGGAUGUAGCAUUUGCGUGGGACAACGGCUAGACGCAUGAUUGGCUGGAGUGUAAUUUUAUAAAAUAAAAUAUAACUACAGUAAAUAAAUGGUUACAAUUGAACAUUUA